This is a messenger RNA of Neolamprologus brichardi, 4214 nucleotides long. Lineage: Eukaryota; Metazoa; Chordata; Actinopteri; Cichliformes; Cichlidae. The record is from RefSeq and is a predicted model, not a curated record.
UUCCUCACCUGAUGGCAAUCAUACCAGCAGCAUUUAUGACCUGCGCACUCAACUGGUCUUCGCCAGAUUAUCUGCCAACUUUAGUCAGUUCUCGGCCUCACGUCUGUUCCUUGGUGACUCAUCGUGUAUAUUAACCUUAUUUCUUCUGUUUUCUCGUCAGCCUCUGAAACCCACCUACCAAGCUCUCCUGGAUACAAGUUUGCAGCCGCCGGUAAUCUCUCCCCUUUUUUGGAACUGCCAGUCUCUCCUGCCUGCCUCCCUGCAUUGCACGCAGCACCCACCUGGACCUCUCCUGCCUCCCCCCUCCACGCAACCCCCACCUGCAAGCUUUGCCCUGGCCAGCCACAGUUUCCCCUGCCCAGUCCCUGCACCCAGUUAUCCCUGCCAUCUAGUCAUAGUCAUAGUCGCAGUAUUUUCUCUCGCCUCAGACGUCUAGUUUAUGUUCCUUAAUUCUAGUCUGAAAUUUUUGUUAGCCUCUGAGCAUUGUAAAUAAAGACUCUUUUCGUUACACCGCACCUCUGGCCUCCGGGUUUGAAACUGCACUUGAGUCCAUCCCAUUUCCACGGGCCACUGUGCCAUGACAGACACAGGUUGGAGGCAGUCAGAUUUUUUCAGUGUCGUUCUUUAACGAGUUACUCAAUCAGCUGUAGCAGUACUAUGAAUGUUUGCUUGGGAUGUCAUCUUACUGGGCUAAUGCUGUUUUUAUAAAUGCACCGACACAUGUUGAUGAAAACUUUUUAGUAAACUACAGCUGGAUUGGUGUUUUGCUUUUUCAGUUUUUCUGCAGUUCACUCCUCUGCUCCAUCUCAGGUUGACCUGUCACUGAGGCCCCUCCUCCCUCCCCCUCUGAAGUCACCACAGUAAGGUGUGUAUGAAUGUGUGUGUUGUGAGAGAGAACGCUUAUUUAAAGGGCUACCUCUCUCUCGCCAGGCGAUCGACACCAGCUCAGCAUUGUCAUUUUACCGCCUGCUGCUCCUUCCAGGGAAUAACGUGUGAACAGUCUGAACAGUUUUCCUCAGAGACGUCUGCUGAAGAAACAGUUUUAUACUGAGCUUGUUGCAGAAAUGCCUCAGCUGUCUGUGCUGCUGCCUCUGACAGGCCUUUUCUUCCUGCUCUCCUUAGUACUUGGCUCAGAAGUUAGUGUGCCCUAUCCAGUGACCUGUACAACACGUGGAGCAGACCUGACCCAGGACACCAUGGUGGUUUUAUGUCCACCACAGUGCACACAGUGGAGGAUGUCUGUGUUUGGGACAGGAGUCUAUGCUGCUGUCUCAUCCAUCUGUGCAGCUGCAGUCCACAGAGGUAUCCUGGGCCCAGCUGGGGGCCCUGUUAGGGUUCAUAGGCUGCAGGGACGGCACAACUACAUCAGCUCAUAUGCCCACGGUAUACACUCACAGGCCCUGUCUCACUGGACCGCCUCCUUCAGCCUCACCAAGCCCAUUAAUGUUCCACAGGAGCUGAUCAGCGAGACCAGCACCACAGCUCUUCCUGCAGCUGCGCGACCAGUAAAGAAACUGCUGAAGAAGCCAUCAGUGAAAAAAGCCCUGGCAGGUGGGAAUAAAGAUUGUCAGAUGGACAUUGCGAUGGUGAUUGACAGCAGCAGCAAUAUUGGGCAGCGGAGGUUUAACCUGCAGAAGAACUUUAUUGCCAAACUGGCGGCUAUGCUAAGAGUCGGACCAAUAGGACCUCAUAUUGGUUUAAUACAGGCCAGUGACUCUCCCAGGACAGAGUUCCUACUGACUAACUACACUCAACCUAAAGAGCUGUUGUUUGCUAUUAAGGAGCUGGCCUACCUAGGAGGAGACUCCAAUACAGGUAAAGCCAUCAUGCAUACAGCAGAGACCUUUUUCUCUCAGGAGAAUGGAGGGAGAAGGGGUCACCCCCGGGUGAUGAUGGUGUUAAUUGAUGGCUGGCCAUCUGAUGACCUGGACCAGGCGGCCAUGUUGGCCAGAGAGAGUGGGAUCAAUGUCUUUCUGGUGUCUGUCGCCAAACCAGCACCUGAGGAGCUCAGCAUGGUUCGAGACAAAGACUUCAUGAAGAAGGCUGUGUGUAAAGACAACGGUUUCUUCAGUUAUCCAAUCCCCAGCUGGUUCAGCACCACCAAACACAUCAGACCUCUCAUUCAGAGACUCUGUUCACUAGACGGCCUGCUCUGUAGUAAAACCUGUUACAAUUCUGUGAACAUCGGCUUUCUCAUCGAUGGUUCAUCUAGCGUUGGGGAUGGAAAUUUCCAACUUGUCCUGGAAUUCCUAGCAGGAAUUGCAAGAAGCUUUGAAAUCUCAGAUGUGGGAGCUCACAUUGGUGCAGUGCAGUUCACCUAUGACCAGAGGUUAGAGUUUGGCCUGUCUGACUACUCAAACAAGGACGAUGCCAUCAAUGCUCUGAGAAGGAUCUCUUACAUGAGUGGAGGAACAUCGACCGGUUCAGCCAUAAGCUACACCACUCAGAACCUGUUCAGACGAACAGGACCGGGUCGCAAUUUUCUCAUAGUGGUGACAGAUGGUCAAUCAUACGAUGACGUCAGAGGCCCAGCAAUGGCUGCACAUAAGCAAGGCAUUACCAUCUUCUCAGUGGGCGUGGCGUGGGCACCCCUGGAUGAUCUCAAAGCGAUGUCAUCAGAGCCAAAGGACAGCCACACUUUCUUCACCAGAGAGUUCAGCGGCCUUUCUGAGUUUAUCCCACUAGUGGUCCGAGGCAUUUGCAGAGACUUCACUGAGAAUAACUGAGAACACACACAAGGGUUUGCAUUUCUUUAUUUGUGAGGACCCUUACCUUGUCGUUCAUCCUCAUUAGAAAGUACUGAUUAAAGUCACAUGAACGACCAUUACAUUCACAUAAACACUCUCAGAACAACACGCGUAUCUACAGUGACAAACGUUUCUACAGCAACAUCUUUUAUAUAUCUUAUUUCUUAUAUUCUUUUACACUGUGUACUCAGACAUGUAAAGAAACAGAUAUAUUUAAGGACAAUGGAUUUUCCUACACAAAGUGUCCAACACUUGAUUUUUUUUUUGUGUGACUACAACCACUUAUUUAAAUUUAUAAUCUCUAUUAAAUCAAUUAUGUUACCUGAACUGAUUUGCUCCAACCAACACUUAACAGCAUACUUUAACUGAUAUUGUUUGCACCUAAAGUAUGAAAACCCCACCACCUAUUUACUACAAGAUAUAGCUCUCUAUGACAUUCACAGUUCUCCAUAAACAGUAGUAACAGUAACAGUAGUUCUAAUUGGCUCUCAUUUAAAAGUCUAAAAGUGAAAUGCGCCUUUGUAGCUUACCGAUCUCAAAUCAUAUUCUCUAAAAUAAAUCAUGAACAUCCUCCUAGCACAUAACAGUGCAAUGAUUCAAAGUUUCACGAGCUAAAUAAUGACUCAAUGCCUUAAAAAUACACUUCUUAUAAAACUUGCCAUUAGCUAAACCCGUCAUAAAUUCAAUAACAUAUAUACAUCUGUAUAUAUACUGUACACAUUUAUUUUCAAAUACAGAAAACACAUUAAUGUACAUAAAGGUCUCUUACACAUUAAAAUAUUAUUUCUAUUUAAAAUUUUCAACAAGCUGUUGGAAAAUCAUUCAAAAAUCAACUAAUUAAUAACAAUAAUUAGUUGUCUGUAUGACAUUACUGACACAAUAUCAGUAACUCCUCACAAUGACAAGUCCAAUCUGAAGCCAUAACCAUUACAGUGUGUAGCUAUAAAUAAAAUUAAAUUUUAAAAAAGCUAUAUGAAGGCAGAAAACAACAUGAAAGAAAAUUGCUAAACAAUCUUUGAUCAGGUAUGAUUGUUUAAGAAAAAUGCUAGCUUUGUGCUAUAAAAGUUUUAAAAUAGGUUUUAGCCAUGGAGGGUAUAAGGAAUAUAUUCAUAAUCCAUGGAAUACAUUAAAUGAGGCAUUAUAAUACAUUUUGAGCCCAAAAUACAAUCCCCAUUGUUAAUUUACAUGAAAUAGGCCUUAUAAUUCUGAGUAAAAAAAUACUUUUCAAAUGUUACUUUGUAAAUAUGUUUUUUAUAUAUAUCACGGGUAAUCCACUAACAGUAGUUUGUACAUUCAUGUUUAUAUCACAAAGCUGCUAAGAGAUUAUUCUGGAAUAUUUUCUAACAGCUAACAGUUUGUAGACAGAGCAGCUCUCCUGAUGAAUGUUUGUCUUGAAAAGCUUGCCGGGGGUGAAAGCUUUGCACAGCAGUCAUUUCCUGCAGGAAGGUGUAUAAAAUCCUCUAGUUU